UAGUGAGCCAUUCCAGUGGAAAACUGUCUGGCCAACAGAAUUCCAACAGUUCUCGCUUGAAAUACGCAAAAGGCGAAACAUAAUAAAUCAAGAUGUACGCCAUGCUGGUGGCAAUCUCGACGGCUAUCUACACUACGGUGGCCACCAUUUGGCAGGUUGAACAAACCCUUAUCAAUUGGAUGAUAUCCUUCAGUCUGUUUAUUUUUGGUCUGAUUUGUAACCCCUACAUGGUGUUACCCUUGCUUGCAACCGGGUUUCUCAUGGUGAACCGUGUCUUGCUGCGUCGUGGCGUUCCACGCAGUCCCUCAACCCGAAAGACUCCUGGCAACGAGUCCGGGUCGGGCUACUCCAGGCGGUACGCCAUGUAUACAACGCCACGCGGCUCGGAUAGCUUUUCCGCAGCAGAUAGCUUAGGUGACACAUCCCAGGACUAAACGAGCAACGCACUCUCACAAUUACAAGCUUCACACGGGUUUAUUAAGCAUACAAAAUUCAUCUUACAAUAAUACUUCAUACAUAUGUGGUGGUACGGCUGUGGUGGUGGAUGGUUGCUAAGACUAUUGCAAU
This is a messenger RNA of Drosophila guanche, 567 nucleotides long. RefSeq lists its product as uncharacterized. NCBI's taxonomy places the organism in Eukaryota, Metazoa, Arthropoda, Insecta, Diptera, Drosophilidae. The transcript has 2 exons. The coding region runs from base 93 to 434 and encodes 113 amino acids. The record is from RefSeq and is a predicted model, not a curated record.